AUGGAGCCGACUACGUCUACUGUGACAUCGACUACAACUCAAGAACCUAGUUCAUCUACUGUGACAUCGACUACAACUCAAGAACCUAGUUCAUCCACGAUUACGUCUACCACCCAGGAGCCGAGUACAUCCACGAUUACGUCUACCACCACUCAGGAGCCGACUACGUCUACUGUGACAUCGACUACCACCAUGGAGCCGACUACAUCUACUGUGACAUCGACUACAACUCAAGAACCUAGUUCAUCCACGAUUACGUCUACCACCCAGGAGCCGAGUACAUCCACGAUUACGUCUACCACCACUCAGGAGCCGACUACGUCUACUGUGACGUCGACUACCAGCAUGGAGCCGACUACGUCUACUGUGACAUCGACUACAACUCAAGAACCUAGUUCAUCCACGAUUACGUCUACCACCCAGGAGCCGAGUACAUCCACGAUUACGUCUACCACCACUCAGGAGCCGACUACGUCUACUGUGACUUCGACUACCACCAUGGAGCCGACUACAUCUACUGUGACAUCGACUACAACUCAAGAACCUAGUUCAUCCACGUUUACGUCUACCACCCAGGAGCCGAGUACAUCCACGAUUACGUCUACCACCACUCAGGAGCCGACUACGUCUACUGUGACAUCGACUACCACCAUGGAGCCGACUACAUCUACUGUGACAUCGACUACAACUCAAGAACCUAGUUCAUCCACGUUUACGUCUACCACCCAGGAGCCGAGUACAUCCACGAUUACGUCUACCACCACUCAGGAGCCGACUACGUCUACUGUGACAUCGACUACCACCAUGGAGCCGACUACAUCUACUGUGACAUCGACUACAACUCAAGAACCUAGUUCAUCCACGUUUACGUCUACCACCCAGGAGCCGAGUACAUCCACGAUUACGUCUACCACCACUCAGGAGCCGACUACGUCUACUGUGACAUCGACUACCACCAUGGAGCCGACUACGUCUACUGUGACAUCGACUACAACUCAAGAACCUAGUUCAUCUACUGUGACAUCGACUACAACUCAAGAACCUAGUUCAUCCACGUUUACGUCUACCACCCAGGAGCCGAGUACAUCCACGAUUACGUCUACCACCACUCAGGAGCCGACUACGUCUACUGUGACAUCGACUACCACCAUGGAGCCGACUACAUCUACUGUGACAUCGACUACAACUCAAGAACCUAGUUCAUCCACGUUUACGUCUACCACCCAGGAGCCGAGUACAUCCACGAUUACGUCUACCACCACUCAGGAGCCGACUACGUCUACUGUGACAUCGACUACCACCAUGGAGCCGACUACAUCUACUGUGACAUCGACUACAACUCAAGAACCUAGUUCAUCCACGUUUACGUCUACCACCCAGGAGCCGAGUACAUCCACGAUUACGUCUACCACGACUCAGGAGCCGACUACGUCUACUGUGACAUCGACUACCACCAUGGAGCCGACUACAUCUACUGUGACAUCGACUACAACUCAAGAACCUAGUUCAUCUACUGUGACAUCGACUACAACUCAAGAACCUAGUUCAUCCACGUUUACGUCUACCACCCAGGAGCCGAGUACAUCCACGAUUACGUCUACCACCACUCAGGAGCCGACUACGUCUACUGUGACAUCGACUACCACCAUGGAGCCGACUACGUCUACUGUGACAUCGACUACAACUCAAGAACCUAGUUCAUCUACUGUGACAUCGACUACAACUCAAGAACCUAGUUCAUCCACGUUUACGUCUACCACCCAGGAGCCGAGUACAUCCACGAUUACGUCUACCACCACUCAGGAGCCGACUACGUCUACUGUGACAUCGACUACCACCAUGGAGCCGACUACAUCUACUGUGACAUCGACUACAACUCAAGAACCUAGUUCAUCCACGAUUUACGUCUACCACCCAGGAGCCGAGUACAUCCACGAUUACGUCUACCACGACUCAGGAGCCGACUACGUCUACUGUGACAUCGACUACCACCAUGGAGCCGACUACAUCUACUGUGACAUCGACUACAACUCAAGAACCUAG
Caenorhabditis sp. 36 PRJEB53466 is the source of this 2043-nucleotide messenger RNA. Lineage: Eukaryota; Metazoa; Nematoda; Chromadorea; Rhabditida; Rhabditidae. The record is from the annotation of a GenBank genome assembly.